Molecule: messenger RNA, 1632 nt
Organism: Penicillium subrubescens
Lineage: Eukaryota; Fungi; Ascomycota; Eurotiomycetes; Eurotiales; Aspergillaceae
Product: amino acid permease
Exons: 8
Coding region: 1-1632 (543 amino acids)
Biological process (GO): amino acid transmembrane transport
Cellular component (GO): membrane
Molecular function (GO): amino acid transmembrane transporter activity
Source: RefSeq, a predicted model, not a curated record
AUGGCAGAUAAAAACGACUAUGCCGCGACCGCAUACCGGGCACCAGCCAAGGAUGCAGAAAGCAACAGCUCGCGUUCGGGACGUGCGACAAAUCGCGGCGACGAUGAGUCUGGAGUGCAAGAUCCAUUCGCAGAGCCGUUGAAGCGGCAGCUCAAGUCGAGGCAUCUGCAAAUGAUUGCCAUUGGAGGAAUUAUCGGCCCUGGACUGUUAGUCAGCUCAGGAAAUGCAUUGCAUGAGGGUGGUCCAGCAGGUGCCCUGAUCAGUUUCUCUCUGGUCGGAAUUAUCGUAUUCUUCGUGAUGCAAUCCUUGGGCGAAAUGGCGACUGUCAUUCCUGUGACUGGAUCAUUUACUGAAUAUGCGGAGCGAUUCAUCGAUGACUCGAUUGCGUUUGCGCUGGGUUGGGCAUAUUGGUAUCUUUGGGUUACGGUCCUCGCGAAUGAAUACAACUCAAUAUCCCUCGUUAUUGGCUACUGGACUGAAGCAGUACCGCAAUGGGGCUGGAUCCUCAUUUUUUGGUUCCUCUUCCUCGGCCUGUCCAAUCUCGGAAUCCUAGCUUAUGGAGAGAUGGAAUUCUGGCUUUCCCUAAUCAAGGUUAUAGCUCUCGUUGUGUUCUUCAUUCUUGCUAUCUGCAUAAGUUCUGGAGGUAUUGGCCCUGAGAAAAUCGGGUUCAGGUACUGGCAUGACCCAGGAGCCUUCGCAGAUUCAAUCAAUGGAGUCGCCAAGACAUUUGUCGUGGCAGGAACAUUAUAUGCAGGCACGGAGAUGGUUGGAAUCACAGCUGGAGAAUCGAAGAAUCCGCAAGAGGCGGUUCCGCGUGCUAUCAAACAGGUCUUUUGGCGCAUUCUUAUCUUCUAUAUUGGUACCAUCUUCUUCAUUGGGAUCUUAAUUCCAUCCAACGACCACAGACUGCUGGGAUCGACUUCCAAAACUGCCAGCUCCCCUCUGACAAUCGCCUUGCAAGAUGCUGGAAUCCUCCCCGCGGCCCAUCUGAUCAACGCUCUGAUUGUUAUUAGCGUCAUUUCCGCAGGAAACAGUUCACUAUAUGUGGCAUCUCGAACACUCCUGUUUAUGUCACGCAAUGGCAAAGCUCCAAAAUUCAUUGGGCGAGCCAACCGAGCCGGCGUGCCUUGGGUCGGUCUUAUUUUCACUAACGUCUUCGCUUGCAUUGUGUUCCUGGGACAGUCAUCUAGCGCUGGCAAGGUUUACUCUGCUUUGAUAACAUUGUCGGGUGUGGCUACAUUUAUCGUCUGGGCCGUUAUUGGCGUCUGCCACAUUCGGUUCCGUCGUGCAUUAGUUGCCCAGGGACAAGACCCAGCCGCGUUACCUUACCGGGCUGCACUAUAUCCUUACGGGACUUAUUUUUCCUUGGCUGCAAACGUCUUCCUAGUCUUCUUCCAGGGAUACACGUGCUUCUUGAACCCGUUCAGUUCCACCGAUUUUGUGAUCAACUACAUCUUGCUACCAGUGUUUGUUCUCUUUGUGGUUGUUUACAAAUUCUGGCACAAGACUCAGUGGGUCAAAUUGGAGGAAAUGGAUAUUUGGACCGGCAGAAGAGAAUUUGCUGAAGAAGACAAUCAGCCAAAGAAGCCUCGGCAGUGGUGGUCUCGCAUUAGCGAUAUUGUUGUGGGGUAA